Molecule: messenger RNA, 482 nt
Organism: Rubroshorea leprosula
Lineage: Eukaryota; Viridiplantae; Streptophyta; Magnoliopsida; Malvales; Dipterocarpaceae
Source: the annotation of a GenBank genome assembly
UUUGAUUUCACAUCUAUUAACUGUGUAUUUUCUAAAUAUUCAGGAUGCCUAUAAUUGACAAAUUUAAAGACAUGGGAACUGUCGUAAUGGGAAAGGUUGAAUCUGGUACCAUGUGUGGGGGUGAUUGCUUAUUGGUCAUGCCAAACAAGGCUCAAGUGAAAGUUCUUGCCAUUUACUGUGAUGAAGAUAAGGCUACAAGUGUUGGACCUGGUGACAAUCUGCGGGUUAAGUUAUCUGGAAUUGAAGAAGAGGACAUAUUAUCUGGUUUUGUCUUGUGUAAUGUUGCAAAACCAAUACCAACAGUCACUGAAUUUACAGCCCAGCUGCAGAUCCUUGAGUUGCUUGACAAUGCAAUAUUUACAGCUGGGUAUAAAGCUGUCUUGCAUGUUCAUUCUGUUGUUGAGGAAUGUGAGAUUGUUGAGCUGCUACAACAAAUUGAUCCCAAGACAAGAAACCCAUGAAAAAGAAAGUUCUAUUUGUUA